Molecule: messenger RNA, 5518 nt
Organism: Polyodon spathula (Mississippi paddlefish)
Lineage: Eukaryota; Metazoa; Chordata; Actinopteri; Acipenseriformes; Polyodontidae
Product: AP-3 complex subunit beta-2-like
Exons: 28
Coding region: 392-3862 (1156 amino acids)
Biological process (GO): anterograde synaptic vesicle transport; intracellular protein transport; vesicle-mediated transport
Cellular component (GO): AP-3 adaptor complex; membrane coat
Source: RefSeq, a predicted model, not a curated record
UUGCUAACGUGGCUCGGAGUGGGCUGCGCUUUCUUCACACACAAUAAAGGGAAGCAUUAGAAGGAAAACUGCGAGAUGAGGAGAGGAGGUGAAAGGGAGGGAGCAGGAGUGGGCAAAUGAGAGACCUAGCCUAUUGUGUAAGCAAGUGGACUUUGCGCUGGAGCAGAUGACCAGUCAGGAUUUGAAACUAAGAAACCUUUCUAACAAGCUUCCACAUUUCCAGCUGAGGAUUUAUUGAUUGGCGAUUGUUUUAAUGUUAUUAAUACCCUUGCCAUGCCAAUGGAAUUACUGUAUCUCGUCUCAAUUCUAAGUAAUUAAUCAGAUUUAAAUAUUGUUGAGUGCUUUCUAGACUUUUGCCCCUGGCUCCAAGGUUCUGGUUAUCACUUUGAGAAUGAAGCCCAUGCAAAGACUGUUUCAGCUGCCGGUGACUGCUGUGAAUCUGGUCAAAAACGCUCAGACACCAGAGGAAGCUAAAAGCCCGGUUUUGUCGCCCGAUGGCACACAGCAAACGUGGUAUAAUGCCUUGCAGUCGGACGAGCUGCGGCUGUUAAGAACGCCAGAUCAGGAGACGCCAUCGGACGAGACUACGGCCAGUAGCGGCCAAACUCAGCCACUGCGACACGAUGACUUGAAAGAAAUGCUGGACAGUAACAAGGACUCUCUGAAGCUGGAAGCUAUGAAGAGGAUUGUCGCUAUGAUUGCCAGGGGAAAGAAUGCUUCAGACUUGUUUCCGGCAGUUGUCAAGAAUGUGGCCUGCAAAAACAUUGAGGUGAAGAAGCUAGUGUACGUGUACCUGGUCCGGUAUGCAGAGGAACAGCAAGACCUGGCGCUGCUGUCCAUCUCCACCUUCCAGAGGGGGUUAAAGGACCCCAACCAGCUGAUCCGAGCCAGUGCACUACGAGUUCUCUCCAGUAUCAGGGUCACCAUCAUCAUUCCCAUCAUGAUGCUGGCCAUCAAGGAAGCAGCGUCCGACAUGUCCCCCUAUGUUCGCAAGACAGCUGCCCAUGCCAUCCCCAAACUCUACAGCUUGGACCCAGAUCAGAAGGACCAGUUGAUUGAAGUUAUUGAGAAACUCUUGGCAGACAAAACAACGCUGGUGGCGGGCAGUGUUGUGAUGGCGUUCGAGGAGGUCUGCCCCGAGCGGAUCGAUCUCAUUCACAAGAACUACCGCAAGCUGUGUAACCUGCUGAUCGACGUCGAGGAGUGGGGUCAGGUGGUGAUCAUCAACAUGCUGACCCGCUACGCCAGGACCCAGUUCCUCAACCCCAACCACAACGAGUCGCUGCUGGAGGAGAGCGCAGAGAAGGAGUUCUACGGCUCUGAUGAGGAGGAGAAGGAGGAAAAGGAUGAGAAGGAGGAGGCGGCUGCCCUGGCCAAAAGGAAGCCCUAUGUGAUGGACCCUGACCAUCGGCUGCUCCUGCGCAACACCAAGCCCCUGCUGCAGAGCAGGAACGCAGCGGUGGUGAUGGCGGUCGCUCAGCUCUACUUCCACCUGGCUCCAAAGGCUGAGGUCGGUGUGAUCGCGAAAGCCCAGGUGCGCCUGAUGAGGAGCCACAGUGAGGUCCAGUAUGUUGUUCUUCAGAAUGUGGCGACCAUGUCUAUCAAGCGCAGGGGAAUGUUUGAGCCAUACCUGAAGAGCUUUUACAUCCGGUCUACGGACCCUACCCAGAUCAAAGUGCUCAAGUUGGAGGUUUUGACCAACCUGGCGAACGAAACUAACAUCUCCAUCAUCCUAAGGGAAUUUCAGACCUACAUUAAGAGCAUGGACAAGGACUUUGUCGCCGCUUCCAUCCAAGCCAUCGGUCGCUGCGCCACCAACAUUGGAGAGGUGCGGGACACCUGCCUGAAUGGACUGGUGCAGCUGCUCUCCAACCGGGACGAGCUGGUGGUUGCUGAGUCCGUGGUGGUGAUUAAGAAGCUGCUGCAGAUGCAGCCCGCUCAGCACAGUGACAUCAUCAAGCACAUGGCUAAACUCACUGACAGCAUCCAGGUCCCUAUGGCUCGGGCCAGCAUCCUGUGGCUCAUAGGGGAAUACUGCGAACACGUUCCCAAGAUCGCCCCCGACGUGCUGAGGAAGAUGGCAAAGUCCUUCACCAACGAGGAAGACAUCGUCAAGCUGCAGAUCAUCAACCUGGCUGCCAAGCUGUACCUGACCAACUCCAAACAGACCAAACUCCUGACCCAGUAUGUUCUCAACCUGGCCAAGUACGACCAGAACUAUGACAUCAGAGACCGAGCGCGCUUCAUCCGGCAGCUGAUCGUCCCCACAGAGAAGAGCGGGGUCCUCAGCAAGUACGCCAAGAAGCUCUUCCUGGCCCUGAAGCCAGCACCUGUCUUUGAAUCGCCCUUUAAAGACCGGGACCACUUCCAGCUUGGCUCACUCUCCCACCUGUUGAACGCCAAGGCCACUGGCUAUCAAGAGCUGCCCGCCUGGCCAGACAUGGCCCCCGACCCAUCAGUGCGCAACGUGGAGCUAGAUGAAGUGAUCUCGCCGAGCGAGGGACGGAUCGGCUUGUUAGGAGACUGGCGAGAGGUUCCUGAAUGGACCAAGUGCAGCAGCCGCGAGAAGCGCAAGGAGAAAGUGGAGAAGCCAUUCUACUCUGAUUCUGAGGGAGGGUCUGGACCCACUGAAUCUGCAGACAGCGAGUCAGAGCUGGAGUUGGAGAGUGAAGGCGGCAGUGGGAGCGAGGAGGGCGGCUCUGGAUCAGGCAGCGAGGAGAGCGACGAGGGCUCCGAGUCUGAGAAAGAGAAAAAGAAGAAGCCUGAAAAGAUUAAAGUCAGGAAAACCCUUCCGGAGAGCGCAGAAAGUGAGCAGAGUGGAGAGGAGGAGAAGAGCGUGAGGAAGAGGAAGGAGAGGAACGCGAACUCUGAGUCUUCAUCUGAGGAAGAGGAGGAGAGCUCCUCUGAAAGCAGCUCCUCCGAGUCCGAGUCAGAAGAGGAAUCGGAGUCUGAGCCCGAGACCAAGAAGAAGAAGAAGAAGAUUUCACUUUCCAAACUGGCUCCUAAAGAACCCAAAAAAGAGGUCUCCCUCCUUGACUUGGAUGACUUCAUCCCCACCCCAUCCCCUCAGGUGACCCCCGUCAACAACAUUGUGUCCAACAGCUUGGCCACUGACUUGCAAGGGCUGUCCCUGACCGACAGCGCCCUCUCCCCGACGAUGAUCAGCCCCUCGUUCAGCUCCGUGAAGACCUACGAGCUUCUGCACCGCAUCACUGGGGAGGGCCUGGCGGUGGAGUACUGCUUCAGCCGCCAGCCCUGCAGCCUCGACCCGCACAUGGUGGCAGUGCAGAUCCAGUUCAGCAACAACACAGACACCGAGGCCAAGAGCCUGCGCAUCCAGGAGCCCAAGCUCAUGUCAGGCAUGAGGAUGCAGGAGUUCCCUGAGAUCGAGGUCCUGGCUCCUGGUGAAACAGUGACUGUCAUCAUGGGAAUUGAUUUCUGUGACUCCACGCAGGCUGCUAACUUCCAGCUGUGCACCCAAACCCGCAAGUUCUAUGUCUCAAUCCAGCCACCAGUGGGUGAGCUGAUGAUGCCUGCGUUCAUGAGUGAAAGCGAGUUCAAGAAAGAACAAGGUCAUCUGAUGGGAAUGAAUGAGAUCAGUGAGAAGCUGACCCUGGGAGAGAAAUGCCAGAGUGACCACGCUAUCGUCCAGAGAGUGACCUCGACUGCCAACCUGAGCCGGGUGCCCUGCGGGUCAGACAGAGAGUACAGAUUUGCUGCUAAGACGGUGACCAGUGGCAGCUUGGUGUUGGUUACCGUGGUGACGAAAGAGGGCAUGGCAGCCCAGCUGACAGUGAACUGUGAGAAAAUGGUGAUUGGCACCAUGCUGGUGAAGGACAUUCUUCAGGCCCUAUCACAGUGAUGGGACUGCGACUUUUAGCUGUACCACCUCCUUAGACUGCACCAAUCUGCUGUAAUACCCCUGUCCCUUUCCCCAAGUCUCUCCUUCAGCCAGAAAUCCAUGCUUGUCUUGGCCAUGGGAGAAUGAGUGAUGUUUGCAGAAUACUUGAGGCUCUUGCUUGCAUAACAUGUUUGCAGAAUUAGAUGGCAACGGGUUUGCAAGAUGUGUACAAAUGGAGCUCCAAGCAUUUCCAUAUAUAUUUUGAAUAUAUGGUGAAUAUGGUUCAUCUAUUUUGUGAAGCCAUGUUUUUUUUUUAUUUAUUAUAGGAGAGCUAACCAUUGCUUUAAAAUCAAAUGUAUGACCUCUUAGAUACAAUAACAUGGUACCCCUUUAAUUGUCAUGAUUAAUAUUAAUUCAGAAUAUGGAAUUCAUUCAAAUUUAAGGUUAUAGAUAAACUGGUACCUUUGCUGUAGGUGUGAUUGAAGCUUCACCAUUCUACUGAGUUUGUACUACAGCACUUAAAUUGAUUAGGUACCGGGAAGUGUCAGCCACUUUUCAUGCGUAGCAUUGUGAUUGAUAUCUCUGUUCACAAAGCUUGAACUCAUUUACAUGAUCUUGUACAAGAACAAAGAAAUGUCUAGCUUUAUUUAGAAAAACAAAGUAUAAACUACAGGUGUUCAAAACAAAGGUAACAGAAAGUUUAUCGCAUUGGGAAUUACACUCCAUUCAUAUAAAUGUCCACACACUUUAUAUUUCCAAAGCAAGGUUGUCUCACACCUAAACUCACACCACACAGGCUCUCACUUCUUACUGACACUACUGUUCUCAGACUGACCCUUUUCCCCCUGUUUAAAUCUUUCCAUUAAUUGAAUAAACACAGCUCCUAAUUGAUUUCACGUAUUUCUCAAAGUAAUAAUUACUGGAAAUUUCUCAACCCAAAGCUGGUGGUUUACUGGCCUCUCGUGGCCAAUCCCAGAACUACAGGCAACCGAGACAUCACCAAUCUAGGCUGCCAAGUUAUUGAAGAAGUCUGUUUUUAGAGUAAAAUCGAGUUUGAUAUUUAUGAAACUGUUCGGGACUCUCGUUGGUUUUAUUAACAGUAAAGAACAGUUUAAUAAAUAUUUAAUAAAACAUUCUUUAAACAACCCAUGUGUUAAAGCUUUGUGAAGAGAGCUCAUUCAUAUACGUAUGUUCUUAAAGCAUGGAAAUAGCAAACAUGUUACACCCUUCGAAGAUGUUUUCUAAAGUUUGAUGACUGUAGAAAGAGAGCAAGUAGAACAAAAAUGAAAUGGCAAUGAUUUUGAUUUCUUUAACACAUCAUUGAUUGUACACAUUGACAUUGUUUAUUUUCCCAGGCAAAAAGGCAUUGGGCAUGUUAGUCACAGCUGAAGGAGUUUAGUGUAAUCACCUCUGCGAUUGUUCCUGGUUUCCUUUCUGACUAGCGUGAAUGUAGCCUGUAUUAAUGGGAUAGACUGAUACCACCAACCACCUUGUUGAUUACCAAAGUGUAUGGAGCCCUGCUGACCAAACCUGGAAAUCACCAUUCAUUUAAAGAGGAAACAACCAAAACCUUUCACCUUUCAAAACCUUUUCACAUUUCCACACCAAGAAUCUGCAAAUAAAUAAAAUUAUAUAUAUAUAUAUAUAUAUAUAUAUAUAUAUAUAUAUAUAUAUAUA